AUUUAAUCAAGUUGAAAAAUUUAGUCAAAUUGACAACUUUUUUCUCAGUGUAUUGUUUCCACAUCUUUAAAGGUUCUUUAUAUUUUAAGACGAUAUUCUCAAGAUUUCUGUCAAACUUGAGCGGAUUUAUUAACAAAGAUGUAGUAAUCUAUACGUCGAGGGAACCAGAUGCAUUUCAAGUUUCCCCGCUUCUCGCUGCGUAAUCUACAGGGACGAUCGGCUCCGUUUCGAACUUCUUCUUGUGCUCCCGCAUCGCGGCUCAAAAAGAGUUAAAUCCUUACGCGCGAUCGCACACGCACACGCGACGAGGCAGACGCGGCAAGAUCGCACACGUGUUGCGUGCCUGUCGAUGCACGCAGUGAUCCCCCGCGACCCCACGAGUUUACAGGCAUCUCUCUCCUCCUUUCCCUGCCUCAUGAGAAUGCUCGUGUAGGUAGUUUGACACGGUCGUAAAAGACGGGCGUUUUAAUACAAUUUACAAGAAAGUAUCGAGCUGGACGGUUGGCGCGCCUCGAGCCGCUCUACUGGGUGUGUCGGGUGAAAUCGAUCGGCGAUCGUUCCCUUUCUCUCUCUCUCUCUCUCUCUCUCUCUCUCUCUCUCUCUCUCUCUCUCUCCUCGUUAACGCCCGAGAUCCGAAUCAUUUCUGUCGCGAAAACGCGACCAGGUUAAUUGCGCCACGCGAGCUAAAAAAGGAGCCGAACGAUUUACGGCCAGAGUGACAAUUUAAUCCUCGACGGACGUAAGAAUAAGGCGACACUUAAUUAUUAAUCGACAACUGAACGGUUGUUAAAAGAUCGGUUAAUUGAUACGCGAUACUCAUUAAGGGGUUUCUGUUUCCGAAAGUAUUUCUUAUAUGGAAAUUUUUAUAUAAGAAUUUUAUAUAAAGACGCGCACUGACAUUCCGAGAAAUUGCGGCAAACUGAAUUUUAUACUCUUAAUCAAUAAUAUAAUUUCUUUUAUUCUGUUUAAUUUUAUUUUCCUUGUGAGAAAGAAUCAGCUAAUUAAAUCACGUAGACUUAAAAAAAAAAUUAAUCAAAAUAUGACUAGUUUUAAAAAUAAGGGUGUUCCCGAUUGAUUGCAGGCAACAGUUAGUCUCGUCGAGAGCAACAAUCACUCGAUAUUCUCUUUCUCUUCCAAAUUCCGCAACUUUUGAGACCACACCAAGUUUAGAGAGACGGUAAGGGGGAGCCGAUCUCGUUAUCCAAAACUUAUGUUUUUCGCGAGAGAGGCGUCGAGUGCGACUCGAUGAUUCCCUCGGGCGUUCCCGAGGCGGAAAUUGCUCGCCGCGGAGAUUAAGGAGCCUCGAAGAGGCCGAGAGAGGAUGCUUCGGUAGACGCUUUGAUCGCUCCUCUCUCUCUCUCUCUCUCGUCUGUCCUACUUCGUCGUCAUCUUCGGUAUUGUACUAAGAAGGACCGUUUUUAAUAAGCGGCAAUUAGCCAGACGGGAAAGAGAGAGGGGGAGGGGGGAAGGAGGGGAGGGAGAGAGAGACGACGUCGUAGGCGCCGGUCCUUACCAAGCGGAGAUUUUUGUACCGUUUCAUGGUUACCUCGUUGUCGUCAGUUAUACGUUACCGAGACAUCGCGCGAGUGACUGCCUCGUAAAGCCCGUGAAAUAUUGCAUUUGACGCGACGAGCGAUUCUCUUAAACGCCCUCCCUCGAAGUCUGUGGGAAGAUGAUCGAAACCCUAUCUCCGUGCGCUCACGUGUGUACCACCCGGACUCUCAUCCUCCCGCUCACGUUGAUCACGCUAUUCGCGACCGGCUGUUUUGCGCGACCGUUAGCCACGACAGUCGGGAUUGAUAAAAUUAUCAUAUCUUCAAGUUUAUCAGAAGAUAAAAGUUGAAAUUCGUGGAGAAGCGAGCUUCGGAUGUUAUACGGGAAACUAAUUAAUUGUACGCGUAAUUGCGAAAAUAAAAGAACAUUUAAUCACAGAAUUACGCGCACAUAAUUACGAAUUAGGAACGAUAAGAUCCCUUAGUAUCGCUUAGAAUUAAAUCGACAGAGGAAGAGAAUUUUUAACUAUCUUCACUAUUUAUCUAUACAUGUCAUUGACGACAUAAAGCCACGGAACCACGAUUAUUAAUUUAAAUUUGUUUCGCGAUGGAAAAAAAAAGUGAUGCCGGUCAGCAUAAAAUCCAAGCCACGCGCGUAAGUAACAUUGGCUGAAUAAUUUUCAGCCGGAUUUGAAACUGAUGAAAGCAUAACGGAUAACGUUAUCAAGCGGGCAUUAAUGGUAUGCAUUAUACCGAACACCCGACGAUGGAGAUUAAGCACAAUUAUACGCGAUCGACGGCGCGGUGCAUCACGAGAUUUAGUGCGCGAAUCCGUGCAACAGCAUAAAUCCGAGGUUCGGCGCAGUUUUACUUCUGCCACCGGGAAAGAUCGAAGAGAGCGUAUAGAAGCGGACCGCGGCGAAUUAUGGACGAUCAACGGAAGCCGAUUCGCCGAGCCAUUCGAAAUCAAUUAAUUAUCGGGAUAAUUAAACUUUCAGCUUUCACAUGCAGCCCGCGGGCGAUUAACGCGGCACGUUAAUUUCGAUCUCUCCCGAGUCUGUAACCGCGAUGCACUCGCGAUGCAUUCAAAAUCUCGCUGAAUUUUCCCUCCCCCGAUCUGGUCGCGCGCCCGACGAGUCAAAUAGCGCGCAAAGCUGAUCGACAUGAAUCUUGCAAAUGUAUUAUCCGCCAAGUCGCGAAAACUAGCGCUUUCAAAACGCGCGACUCGAUAAAUCAGCCGUUUAAGAAAGGAAUUCACGUCAAAGAAUAACGAGCAGAAACGAAACCUUUGUGGUAAAGUAUUACUUGCGAGAUAACUCUACAAGCUUUCUACUCUAUUCCUUCAUUCUAUUCUCUAAAUUGCAAUCAGUGUAUUAUCAUUGAUUUGCUAUGAUAUACUUAUAGCUGUGAUAAUUGGUGCAUUCGGUAUCUUUUAGUGAUUUUCACUUCGGAAUUAGUGUAUAAUCACCGAAAGAUUAAUGUAUUUAUUUCACUGAUUGACAAGUUAUAAGUAUAUACACAGUAAAAAAUAUUUUGUAUUUGUGUUAAAAUUUUUCCUUGUAAAAAGUUUUGUGUUAAAUUUUUAACACAGUUGUGUGUUAAUUUACCAUAUUACUGUUGUGUUAUUUGGACUUUUGUAUGUUAAAUUAAUAUUAACUAUUUUUAAAAGUUAAAAUAACACAAUUUAUACGUAAAUACAUGAAAUCUUGGUGACGUAUUUUAUAUGUUAAAGUGAACAAAUAAAAUAUGUUACUUUCCUCUUUGUAACAGUUACCAUGUGUUAAAUGAACAUAUUUCUCAUGUUAUUAUAAAGAGAUCGUUGUCUUAUACCGUUUGAUUCCCCCCAAACCCCACGCAACGCGACGUUCUUGUGUUUAUAGCCGCUGCAACAGACCAACAAGUCCCUGCGUGUAGCGAACACGGAUGGCGUAGCGUAUGUACCUCACUUUUCUCACUUUAGUGAUUAUGUGUAAGUGUGAAGUUAUCGCUUGAGACUACCGUGUUUUUUUCUGCAUAAGAAGCAUUUUUCUAAUUCCCACUCAGUGAUCUCAGUGUGUCGAUUACGACCGUCAUAAUUAGCUCGCCGGCUAUUGAAUUCCAUUGAAAACGAAAUUAAUUGUAUAAGCAUCAACUACGUCGAUAAAGAAUUAUAGUCGCAGAAUAGCGCCAAACGAAUUUGAAAAACAAGGGGAUUGUUUUAUUUUUCUACGCAAGAGUAAAAUCGUGUGCGAAUACGAAACUCUGGACAAAAUUCUUAUUCCUCUAUAUUUAUCGUUAAACAUGCAGGAAAUUAAUAUAAAUUAUUUAUUCUGCGUUUUGCAAUAUAAAGAUGAUAAAGUAUGGGUAAAAAUUGAAGAGCCAUGUAAUUUUCACCAUUUUAUUGUAAAAGCCGAAGAAACUUUUCCCUCAUUAAGAAAUACAGAUUUCAUAUUCACUGACAUAAACAAUGCUAAACUGGAAUCAGAUAUUUUAUUGGAUUAUGUUCGAAUAAAUCCACGAGGAGUUAUAAUUAAAAUAAAAACUGUUACAAAUAUCAUUGAUAUCUCAUUUUCGCAAACUUCUGAAGAAAUAAAUAUACCAUCUACAAGUUCAGAUAGAGAUGCAGGUAGUUCUAUUGUAGUAUCAGAUAUUUCUGAUAUUAGAUCGGAUAGUGAUCCUGAAGAAUAUGCAUCAUCCUCAAAAAAAUGCAAAUUAAAUACUACCGCUUUGGAAAAUGAAAUUAUAUCAAAAAAUAAAUUACGUAAAAUAAUAAAAGAUUCGGCGUGCGGACAAGAAAUACUUAACGAUUAUGAAAAAAAUAAAUAUUUAUCGGAAAGGAGUAGAAGGCUUGUAGUAAAAAUUGUUGUGCAACAUUUAAUAAAAUAUAAAGAGAAAGUAAACAGACAAAUUUUAUCUCAUGAAAAAUGUAGUUAUGCACAAGCUAUUAUUGACCUCUUUCCAAAUUUAAAAAACACUGAAGGUGAUCUUGGCUAUGAACAUUUUUAUAAUCCUGAAACUGGUACUGGAUAUAUUGCUUCACGUUUAUCGAACGUACAACGAAAGAAAAGCGUUUCAAAAAUUGUUUUUAAUAAAAAACAAAAAGAAAAUAUCGAAAAUAUCAAUAUAAGAACUGAGUAUGCUGAUGAAACAGAUACUAUUAAAGACUCUAUAGAUUUUAUGAAACAUGCAACAUUGGAACAGAAAGAUAAAAUUAUAGAAAAAACUAAAGAAACUUUUAAAGUUAGACGAUAUUUAUAUAUGAAUGAAAAUUUUUUUAAUGUAUUUCCGAGAUUUUUGGACAUCCCGGAUUUGAUUGAUGUAGAAUUUAAUCUACUUUUUCCUGAAGUUGAACAAGACAAAUUUUGCCAAAUAUAUGUAGAAUAUGUUAAUGCUAUUUUAUCAGUUUACGAGACUGAAAAGAAUAACAUUUCUCUUGAAUGGAGUCGUGUUACUAACUCCUUUAUUGCCUUGACACUAUUGUUACCACCAACAGCAAGAGGAAAAAAAUUAGCUGCAAGAGAUAAAGCAAACAAUAUUGUCAAAAAAUUGAUUGUUUUUGUGCAGAACGGAACACCGUUGCAUUCAAAUGAAAACGUUAAUCAACCAAGACUUGUCGUUGUCGGUCCUAACAAAAUAGCAUUUGAACAAUGUUUUCUUGAAAUAGACAAGAAAUUUAUUUUACUACCAACGAAUGAUAUAAUUAAGUCAAUUGAUUAUUUGUUCAAAGCUCACUAUGUUUUUCAUGUCGAAUUUGAGAAUGAUCUUAAAAAUUUUUGGAUUUUUCUUCAACAUUAUUAUUACAAAAUUCCAAUGUUACUUAUGCAAAUAUAAAACAUUAAAGAUUAAAGACAUAUCUCGUCACUUACGUGAUGUACAUAUAUUGUUUGAGAGCUCUAAUCUUAUUUUAAAAUGUUGCGCAAAUACAGAUUGUCCUGCUGUUUUUAGAACAUAUUGUGGCUUUACAAAACAUUUAAAAAAAUGCAUUCUUCUAAAAGAAUCUGUACCUUCCACAAGUAACGAUUAUGCACAACCAAAUAUUAAAAGUUAUGAGGAUUUUGAAGAUCUUGAUAUUACAAUUGAUAGUUGUAAUUCAGCUAAUAAUGUAGAUUUAUUAAAUAAAUCAUAUAUUGAAAAAAAUCAACUAACAGAAACAAGUAUAAAGAAAAAUCAACUACAGAAAACUAUUUCGAAUUACGUAGCACAUUUAUAUUCUUUACGUUUGCCUGAUCUCGUUAUAACAAAUAUUUUAGAAACAACAUUAAACUUAAUAUUUCCACUUAUUGAUGAUAUAUCAUUGAUUUCAAAUUUGGAUGAGCGUCAAAGUCUUACUAAUGACUUUAAAGUUACAUUUGAAAAUCAUUUGACCGUGUAUAAACGAAAUAAAAAUUUGUCACCAAAUUUUAUUCAGCCUAUUAAAAAAGCUCAUGGUGUUGGAAUAAAAAAAAAAUAUGAUAGUAAAAUACAAUGCUAUAAACAAGUUCCAGUAACACGUACGUUUACGUAUGUACCUAUAUUAAAAACUCUUCAGUUUAUAUUAAACAAUAAAGCUGUUCAACAAUACUUUACUAAUGAUAUUACGGUAAAUAGUAAUGCUUACACUCAUUUCGUUGAUGGUAAAGUUUAUAAAACUAAUAAUUUUUUUCAAUUAAAUAAAAAUGCAAUUCAAAUUCAACUUUAUUUCGAUGAAUUUGAAGUAUGUAAUCCUUUAGGAAGCAAAACUGGAACUCAUAAAAUUGGAGCAUUUUAUUUUACAAUUAAUAACUUUCCUAUUUAUAUUAAUUCAAAAUUAAAAAAUAUUUUUUUGGCAGCGUUAUGUUAUAAUGCUAAUAUUAAACAAUUUGGAAUAAAUCCUGUAUUAGAAGUAAUUGUCAAUGAUAUUAAAAUUCUCGAAAAUCACGGAAUAUUUAUUGAGUCUUUAAACACAUACUUAAAAGGUACACUAAUAUCUACAUCUUGCGAUAAUUUAGCAGCAGUUAUGUUGUUGGGCAUGAAUGAAUCAUUUAAUUCUCAUUAUUAUUGUAAAAUCUGUACAAUGAAUAAAAAAGAAGCCCAAAAAGCAUGUAUUGCAAACUCAAGUUUAUUACGAAGUACGGAAAGUUUUGUUUAUUUAGCAGAGCAACAAAAGUAUGCAAACAACGAUACAAUAAAUUUUUUUGGAAUAAAACAUAAAAGUGCACUGUUAAAUUUAGCUUAUUUUAAAAUUUCAAAAAAUCUCAAUAUUGAUGUAAUGCAUGAUUUCUUAGAAGGAAUUUGCCAAAGAGAUUUAAAAUUAUUUAUAAAUUUUUGUAAAGAAUCUGGACUUAUUACUUUAAAUGAUUUAAAUGAUAAAAUACAAGCGUUUGAUUAUGGCUUAUGUAAUAAACAAAAUCAUCCAAGCAUUAUACUUCUCAAUAAACAUUCAAAUUUAAUAGGACAACGUGCAGCACAAACUCUUUGUUUAAUAAUUUUUUUGCCUUUAAUUUUACAAGAUGUAGUUCCAAAACUUUAUGAGAAUUUUAAUAAAUGGAAAGUAAUUUUACUACUCUUAAAAAUGUUAAAAAUUGUUUUAUCACCAAGGAUUACACCUAGUAUGUUAAAUGAUUUACAAACAACCAUAAAAGAACAUCAUGAACUUAUAAUUAAAGAAUAUUCUGUUUUUUUAACACCAAAAGAUCAUUUUAUCACUCAUUAUCCUAUGAUAAUAGAAGAAAUGGGUCCUCCUAGAGCUUACUGGACCAUGCGAUUUGAGAGCAAGAAUGGCUAUUUUAAAGAUUUAGCUCAUAAAUUAAAAAAUUUUAUAGAUGUUGCAUUCACUCUAUCAGUACGUCAUCAAAAAUAUAUUAUCUUUGAGUGGGAAAACAGAUUUAGUUUUUUAGAUGAACCAAUCCUCAAAAAUUUUAAAAAAGAAAGUUUAAAAUCUACUGAUUAUGCAACAAUAAUUGCAAAAAAUUUAAAUAUUACAUGUAAUACUUUUAUUUACGUUGGAAAAAGUGUACAAUUUAGGGGUACAAAUUUAAUAUUAAAUAAGUUUAUAUGUACAUCUUUUUCUGAAAAGUUUCCCAAUUUUGGUAAAACAAAGUUAUUUUUUGCUCUAAAUUCUGUAGUGUAUGUUUUAUUUGAAAGUUGGAGUACUAUUGAUAUAUCUCCAAUAAAUUUAGGAUAUAUUGUAAAAAAUAAUUCUUUAUUAUUUACAAUAAAAAUGGUAAAUUUACCAUUUACUAAAGCUUGGGAAGCGUACACUUCAGAAAAUCAUACGACAGUUAUUACUGAAUAUUUUUUAUAAUAUAAUAUAUAUAAUGUAACAGUACACUGACAGAAAAGAAUGCUUAAUUUAAAUAAAUAUGUAUUUGAAUCAAGCAUCCUUUUCUGUUAGUGCAAUGUAUAAUACUCUUGUAUCUUAUAUAAUACUUUUAUAUUGAAUAAAUAUUGAAUAAAACUAAUUUGUGCAAAAAA
Messenger RNA from Monomorium pharaonis (pharaoh ant), 7904 nucleotides. RefSeq lists its product as uncharacterized. The transcript has 11 exons. NCBI's taxonomy places the organism in Eukaryota, Metazoa, Arthropoda, Insecta, Hymenoptera, Formicidae. The record is from RefSeq and is a predicted model, not a curated record. The coding region runs from base 3774 to 5303 and encodes 509 amino acids.